AUGACGGCCUCUGUCCCGCUGGUGGUGGCCGUGCUCUGCGGCCUGACCUGGGCAGGAGGAAAGUACACCGAGGAGUUGGAGCCAUUUCUGGGACUAGAGGAGGAGCCUGGUGUGGACACUGCCAGCAGCCUGUACUCUGCACCCGGCUCCUGCCAGGGCCGCUGCCACGAGGUCUUCGACAGACACCAGCCCUGCCACUGCGACAACCGCUGCCGGGGGUUUGGGAACUGCUGUGAGGAUUUCGACAGCCUGUGUGACCACCACGAGGGCUUCUCCCGCAGCAGCAACGCCAUCACCGGAGAGGAGCUCCGGCACAUCUCGGAGCGGAUCUACAGGGCAGACACCAACAAGGCCGGGAAGGAAGACAUCGUGCUCAACAGCCAGAACUGCAUCUCCCCAUCGGAGACUGGGGACCGAGUGGACCGCUGCCCCGAGCCGCUCUUCAGCUACGUCAACGAGAAGCUCUUCUCCAAACCCACAUAUGCGGCCUUCAUCCGGCUCCUCAACAACUACCAGCCAGCCACAGGCCACCCGGAACACGUGGGCGCCCAGCAGGUGGCCGAGCAGCAAGCCUUUCUGAGCGAGGUCAUGAAGACGGCGGUCAUGAGGGAGCUCUCCAGCUUCCUCCUCCAGCAGAACCGCUACGGCUCAGAGCAGGAGUUUGUGGAGGACUUGCAGAACAUGUGGUUCGGGCUCUACUCACGCGGCGGUGAGGAGAGGGACUCCAGCGGCUUUGAGCACGUCUUCUCAGGGGAGGUCAAGAAAGGCAAGGUCACGGGCUUCCACAACUGGAUCCGCUUCUACCUGCAGGAGAAGGAGGGCCUGGUGGACUAUUACAGCUACGUGUACGACGGGCCUUGGGAUUCCUACCCUGACGUGCUGGCCAUGCAGUUCAGCUGGGACGGCUUCUACAAGGAGGUGGGCUCGGCCUUCAUCGGCAGCAGCCCCGAGUUUGAGUUUGCCCUCUACUCGCUGUGUUUCAUCGCCAGGCCCGGCAGAGUGUGCCAGCUCAGUCUGGGUGGACACCCCCUGGCCAUCCAGACCUACACCUGGGACAAGACUACGUACGGCCAUGGCAGGAAGUACAUCGCCACGGCCUACAUCGUGUCUUCCACUCGGUAGCACUCCUGCCGCACUGGGUUGGAGGGAGGGUGGAGGAGCGUGCUGGCCUGAGGCGCCCUGGACUGCAGAGGGGAGCGAUUUGGACUCCAAAGCCAUGAUAGACACCCGUGACCCAGGAGUGCCACGUCGGGAGAGGGACGGGACGCCCCUGUGGAGAUCAAGGGCCAGUCGCGAGCCUCGGCAGUGUCUGGUGCACGGUGGCGCCGUGAGCCAGGGCUUCAGCCUCACCCACGUGGGGCUUCCCUUCACUGUGCAGGGAGGGCCCUGUCCCUUUCCAGCCCUGGUGACGCUGCAGCUCUCCCCUGCAAACGGGGCCUCAGAAGCCCGCAGCGGGCCUGGGUCUUCUCCAGGGUCAGGCGUCUCCCAGCAGGGCCCACACUGAGGGCCAUGCUUUG
Messenger RNA from Lepus europaeus (European hare), 1517 nucleotides. RefSeq names its product endonuclease, poly(U) specific (gene ENDOU). The transcript has 9 exons. Lineage: Eukaryota; Metazoa; Chordata; Mammalia; Lagomorpha; Leporidae. The record is from RefSeq and is a predicted model, not a curated record. Gene Ontology annotation, biological process: immune response. The coding region runs from base 1 to 1122 and encodes 373 amino acids. Gene Ontology annotation, molecular function: polysaccharide binding; RNA endonuclease activity; scavenger receptor activity.